Aureobasidium subglaciale EXF-2481 is the source of this 1780-nucleotide messenger RNA. RefSeq lists its product as uncharacterized. The transcript has 4 exons. Gene Ontology annotation, biological process: methylation. Bases 150 to 1499 code for a protein of 449 amino acids. Gene Ontology annotation, cellular component: cytoplasm. Gene Ontology annotation, molecular function: nucleic acid binding. The record is from RefSeq and is a predicted model, not a curated record. NCBI's taxonomy places the organism in Eukaryota, Fungi, Ascomycota, Dothideomycetes, Dothideales, Saccotheciaceae.
UGGGACCAUUCAGAAAUCUGGACAAGGGGCAACAAUCUUCUACAGUCUAAGUCAUAUCGUCUCGGAUCUGGAAAAUCGAUAUAGCCGCAUCUAGCAGUGGUGCCGAAAAAUCAAGUUUAUCAAGGAAGAAAAAAAAUCAGAGCACAAAGAUGACUAUGGAAUAUCUCAUCAGACUUGCGCAGAUGCACGAGACGUUUCGCAAGCCUGAAUUAGAGGCUCUGGCGGUGUUACAUAACGUCGACUUGAAAAUCUUGGAAUACUCAGAUCAGUCACCAUUUUGUAUCGCGAAGAUCUCAUCGGAUGAAGAUGCAGCAAAACUGAUCUCUCGAUCUCUGUUGGCGGGAGCAGUAUAUGAGCUUUGGGGUAUCGGCAAUGGCUACGAAGAAUGUCAUGCAGAUACCAAGAAACGAUCACAACAUCUCUGGCCACAAUACAAGGAAAACGCAUCAUUCAGCUUCCAGAUCGACAGUUACCAGGCCAAGAGGACCAACAUAGAAAAGAGAGACAUCGUCGAGUCUUUCUCUUACAUGGCUUUCGAAGGGCCUAUCAGAAUGAAGAACCCCGAUCUUCCUAUGGUUGUGCUCGAAGAGUGGGAUCUGGAGGGCAAACAUCCUAACCGCGUGGCACUAGGUCGUCUGCUCGGCGAGAGUGGACGCUCGGUGAUGAACAAAUACGAUCUGAAGAAGCGCAGGUACAUCAGUACAACCUCUAUGGAUUCACAAUUGGCCUUGAUCACCGCGAAUAUGGCUUUGGCAGCACCUGGAAAAAUCUUCUAUGAUCCCUUCACCGGAACUGGAAGUUUCCCAAUCGCUUGUGCUCACUUCGGUGCUACUGUGGUUGGCAGCGAUAUAGACCCUCGCAGCAUCCGUGGAAAGCCAGAUCGAAAUGUUAUGAGCAAUUUCAUGCAAUAUGGGCUGGUGCCGCAGUACCUGGAGAUGUUCGUGAGUGAUCUGACAAAUACCCCGAUCAGAAAGACGAGAUGGCUCGAUGGCAUUGUCUGCGAUCCUCCGUACGGCGUGCGCGAAGGUCUGCGAGUGCUGGGCAGUACACGAGAGGACUUGCAGAAGGAAGUUCUCCUCGCAAGUGGAGUACCUGCACAUCUCGCCCCAGGAUACAUUCCGCCUAAGAAGGCGUACAGUUUUGACGCCAUGAUGGAUGACAUACUUGACUUUGGCUACAAUCACAUGGUGGACAAUGCGAGACUCAGCAUGUGGAUGCCGGUUGCUAACGAUGAGGACAUGGAGAUCCCCAUUCCCAGCCAUCCAGCGAUGGAGCUAGUGGCCAUGUCUGUUCAGCAAUUCAACAAAUGGGCCCGUCGACUGAUCACCUACCGCCGCGUUCCAGAAGCUGAAGUAGACCAGGAAGCACUUCGAAACCGCGAGAAGCGUGAAGAGGCAACUGGAGUGACGGCAGAUGAUCUCAACGCCUUCCGACGAAAGUAUUUCCAAGGCUUCAAAGAUCAGCAGCAACAGGUCGAGGCGGAUACUGCAUCAUCAUGAGCUGUGCCGCUAGGAGGACAUGGUGGUCAUGAUGUAGGCUGAAGUCAAGACUUGAGCGGCUGAAACGGACAGCUGGGCGUCCGGUCUUCGAGUCCAGCUGCGCCUGUUGGACGCUCAACGUACGCCGGCGAGGCGGAGUCGGAGGUCACAGGUUCGGUGACGGGAUUGUCAAGCUAUGUUCUAGAGGACUGGUGAGGUCAUAUGGACUGGCCAUCUGACAACCGAGUCGAGAUGAGUUGAAUACCAGCGAUAUACAACAAUGUCAAGUGAUUAGACCAAGG